Messenger RNA from Rhagoletis pomonella (apple maggot), 1234 nucleotides. RefSeq names its product flocculation protein FLO11-like. The transcript is spliced from 4 exons. Lineage: Eukaryota; Metazoa; Arthropoda; Insecta; Diptera; Tephritidae. The annotation marks the transcript as partial. The record is from RefSeq and is a predicted model, not a curated record.
UUACAUGGACUUAGCUGGAAUUUGUUUGCUGGAUCAAUUGAAUUGGAAAAAUGUUUGUCCGUUUUUCCGGGCCAAGCUACUGAUUCUACUACAGAGCCUUCUGCAGCAGAAACAUCAACACUUGAACCAGACGACACCAGCACAGAUUCCACUGCAGAAACUGCUGUAGAAGAAUCAUCAACGCCUGCUACAGAAACAUCCACCGCAGACCCUUCUACAACAGAGGCGCCCGCAACUGCUACGGCUAGCCCUCUUCUACUAGAGUCAACUACCAAUGGAACAACUGGUCCUUCGCCAAACUCUACUGCCAGUUCCAACAGCAACUCAGAUAACUCUAACAGCGAUGAAAGUUCAUUGAAACCAUCACCAAAUAGCUCAUCAGAAGGGUCUGAACCGAAUGCUCCAGCUAGUAUAAAUAGCAACGAAGACUCCGGAAGCUCUCCUGAUAAAGAAUCUAACAGCAAUGAAAAUUCGAGUACAAUUGUGAGACCAGAGGGACCAUCAGCUGAGUCAGGGCAAAGUUCGCCUGCUAGCAAAAACAGCAACGAAGACUCCGGAAGCUCUCCUGACAAAGAGUCUAACAGUAAUGAAAAUUCGAGUACAAUUGUGAAACCAGAGGGACCAUCAGCCUAUGCUUUACCUAACUACAUCGAAUCUGAGCUGUUGUUAGCCCAAAUGCGUGCAGCUUUGAUCGAUACACGCACGCUAACUCCCGCCGAGUCCACAUGCGCUACGAAAUAUAAGAAUAGCACACGACAAAUCAACAAUUGGAUGACCAGUCAAACGAACGCCUGUUUCGAGAAUGCGAAUCACACUCUGGACGAUAACAACACAACUGUCGUCAAUCAAAAUGUUGCUCCCAUACGCGAGCGUUUAGAAGAAGUGCAGCAGCAAUUGGCAAACUGCACGGCUAUAACUGAUGUGUUGCAAUUCCUCAAUUGCACCACGGCAUCUUUCGAUAACAACAUUCAUCUUCUGGAUAAGGCCAACACUCAGGCAAGCCAAGUGGAAGCGCAAAUAGCAGCCGAAGAGUCGUUAGCAGCUGUUAGGCGCCAUGCCUGCGUCAGCGCAAUCAUUGGUAACGGCAAGACUAAUCUCACUACGACGGCUAAUGACUACCAGACAUGCCUGGGUCAAAUUGCAAAUCAAAGUGAGUCGCACAUGGUGCUCUACUAAGAAGGCCAGCAAAUGAUUACGAUUUAUGUGUAUUUGUAACUAUAUUGCAAACUGAGAA